Molecule: messenger RNA, 1718 nt
Organism: Amborella trichopoda
Lineage: Eukaryota; Viridiplantae; Streptophyta; Magnoliopsida; Amborellales; Amborellaceae
Product: 25S rRNA (cytosine-C(5))-methyltransferase NSUN5
Biological process (GO): rRNA base methylation
Cellular component (GO): nucleolus
Molecular function (GO): RNA methyltransferase activity
Source: RefSeq, a predicted model, not a curated record
CUAUGGUAGGUCCCAUGACCACGGCACUCAAAAUAAUGGAUCUCUCUCUCAACAGUUUCCUCUCUCAAAACAACAGGCCUGUAGACUAGUUCACAGUUACUUGUUAAUGGCGGCCAAGAAGAAGCCCACUCCUCGUCGUGGUGGUGAACGCUCGGCUUAUUUCGCUCGCCGAGAGGCCGCCAAGGUCCUGCGCUCUGUGCUUAAUGGAGACGCCAAGAGGAAGGCCGUCGCUUCAAUUAAGUCUCUUGUCUAUAGCCCCUCUAUCAAGAACAAAAAGGCCACUUUCGCUCUAGUUUGCCAAACCCUAAAAAAUCUUCCACUAUUGAAGAAAAUUUUAGCAAAAUCUGGUUUAUUGAAAGGCAAGUGGAAGAGGCAAGGGGAAUUGAUCUAUGUCGUUACCUAUGACGUCCUCUUUGGGCAGGCUGCUGUCUCUACAGGUGUUGCAGAGCAGUUUGUCCUUAAGCAGAAGAAUGCUUUGCAAUCCGCUUUAGUACAGCUUUGUGCAAAGAAGAAUGUGAAGAACGUUGAAGAUUUGUUGAAACCAAAUUAUCGAACUCUUGAUCAUUCCAGACCCCGAUAUGUUCGUGUGAAUUCUUUGAAAAUAGAUGUAGGAUGUGCCUUACAAGAAUUGGCUAAAACAAAUGAGGUCAAAAUGGAUGAUUUGGUUCUAGAUUUGCUCGUGCUUCCACCGGGAACAGAUUUGCAUGACCAUCCACUUGUCCUAAAUGGAAGUGUUUUCUUGCAAAGUAAGGCGAGUUGUAUGCCAGCAAUUGCCCUGGGGCCAGAACCUGGAUGGAUGGUUCUUGAUGCUUGUUCAGCACCAGGUAACAAAACUGCUCAGCUUACAGCACUUAUGCAAGGAAGGGGCAAGGUGAUAGCCUGUGAGUUACAUAAGGAUAGGAUAAAAGUAUUAGAAGACACUAUCAAACGUUCUGGAGCUUCCAAUGUGGAAAUUUUGCACGAGGAUUUCCUGAAGAUAAAUAUGAGAGAAGCCCCUUUUUCAAAGGUUCGUGCCAUUCUUUUAGAUCCUUCCUGCUCUGGAUCUGGAACUGCUAUUGACAGAUUGGAUCAUUUGCUUCCAUCUUAUGGAACAGGUCUAUCUGAUGAUGAUGCAGAAAGGGAAAGAGCAAAGAAGUUAGCUGCUUUUCAAUCAAGGGCCCUUGCUCAUGCGCUGUCAUUUCCCUCAGUCGAAAGGGUGGUAUACAGCACAUGCUCCAUCCAUCAAAUUGAAAAUGAGGAUGUCGUGAAUUCAGUUCUCCCACUGGCUGCUUCCCUCAACUUCGAAUUGGCAUCUCCUUUUCCACAGUGGCCCCGCCGUGGUCUUCCAGUUUUUGAAGGCUCUUCACAUUUGGUUCGGACAGAUAUGGUGCAGGAUAAGGAGGGAUUUUUCAUUGCUUUAUUUGUUAGAAAGAAGGUCGCAAUCCCACUUGAAGAAACCAUCAAAAGAGUAGAAAACUUGCCGGAGUCUCUCAAACUUAACAAUGGGUCAAGAAAAGCUGGACCCAGAUUUGGUGGAUUCACUGGAUCGAUUGAUCAGGCAAAGAAUUCUACGUAUAGAAGCCAGUUCAAAUUACCAUUCUGUCCUUUCCUCAAGAUGUCUCAAAGGCUGCUCUUUUCACCUGAAAUGAGGUAUAAAAAACCAAAAAACAGUGUACAAUAUUGUGCCUGAGUAAUAUAUAUAUAUGAUUUUGCAUUUAAACUUUUAUUAAUUGCUUUCC